AUGAUGGCACGCUAUCUGCUGACUUUCCUACUUCUGUGUAAGUCCGAGACCUUUCUCUUAUAUGCAGCGAUCUUUGACAGAAUUCACUUUUGAACUACAAAAUAGGGGGUUUUUGCCUCAUUUUGAAUCUUUUGCCUGACUAUCAUUGAAAGCAAAUCCGGUGAAUACUGGCGUCGAAAUAAUAUUAUUUUAUGCACACGCACUCGCUGGUUUCGGCGGGUCAGUACGCCGCACGCUCUACUUUGUCCUGUUGCAUUCCCCCUCGUUUUAAUUCAUUUGAAGAGUAAGGCUUUGCAGCUAUCUUAGACAAACGCACUCUUCGUUUGAUGUCAAUCGAAAGCAAAUUUAUUAGCCUCAUUUCGCCGUUCACUCAUGUUUGUGCAUGAAUAUACUAGUGUUCUUAAAACUGUCUAAAAAUUAAAUAAUUAUGCUAUUUCGGCUACUCAAGCAGAACUAAUAAUCCCUAUUUAUCAUAAUUAUAAGGCAAGUCUUGGGGCUGAAAUUACAUCCGGUAUCCCCAGCAUAUGGAAGAUUGUCAUGAGCAGAUUAGCUUUAUGCAAACGUUGUCUUUACCAGUUUGUUUAAAGCCGGCAUUAACACAACAAUACACAAACGCUAUUGUCAUAAUAAUAUAUGAGUAGGUUAACUUAUGUAGACGUAAACAUUUUAGCAGUACUGUCUUUAUCAACCGCAAUACUAGUAAAAAAAUAAAGCUUUCCUUUUGCUAACCAAGAAAUCACAGUUUUAAAACGGCCUUUGUUUUUAAACAGGAAGGUUAAUCACGGCUAGGGGCUUUGAUAAAAAUCAAAGUACUCCAUGUGAGGUCUGGAUUUACAGCCGCAACUGCGUAAUAUCACAUCGUUAGCCUACUAAAACAAAAUUGAUAAGCAUACCUAACUAAGCCCCUCAUCGGUUUAAGAAGGGAAAGAGAAUGAAAGCAGAACUGGAAGCACUCGCAAGAAGACGAGUGACGGUAACCUAUACACACUCCCCGACACAGUCACCCGUUAAAUGUGGAGGCGAAGGAGGGCGUUAUCAUAACGAGAGGCCACUGUUGGAACUGCGUAGUCAUUCGUAGUGCAUGACUACUGAAUUGGAAGCGACAGAUUUCCACACCGUUGGAGCACUUCCUACUCGCUGAAUUAGGAUACUAAAGGGAAUGCAAACAGGGCUAGAAGCACGCGUAGGUAAGCGCGUGUGAACUGAUACCUGAGGUAGCCAACGCUGAUGUACAGGCACUCCACCCGCCGUGGCACAGUCCGAGGUGGAUUAAAAUGGUAAGUUAUUUUAAAUGCUCACAUUAUGGUGUCACUUAAGUAGGGCGGGAUGACCAAAACUCACCCAGUAGUGAAUUUAAGAUAGCAUUUAGAUAACGCUGCUAGUCCGUGCUUGUAGUACUCUUCGUCAACCAUGGUGAUAGGAUUUGGAGCAAUAUGACAGCUUCGUACAGUUUCACAAAGUAGUCGAAAGAUUCUCAUUUGUCAUUUACUGCACACACUCAAGUAAUGAGAACUUAUGUAUGAGUUUUAAAUGUUAAAAGUACCUUUUUCGUAUUUUCUCCGCAAAAAGGGGACAUAGAUGAUCCAAAUGGGGCGAUUUAUAACGGAGUCAAAAACCAACCCUCGUGUGACAUUUGAAUUAAAAAUAGCUCUCACUUCUAGAAAGCCUUGAUCAGUUAUCUGUUUGCUUGCAUAUUCAUAAAUAUCUUCCAGAGCAAGACCCUCCAUGUAUAACAGCGUGUUAUUUUGAGGUUCGUAAGAGGAUUAUGAUAAAAAGCCCCUACGAACAGCUCAGCUGACAAGAAUAACAGCAUUCAUUAUAGCCUGCUUGUUUAUCACCAGGCGCAAGCAUAUGCAAAAUUAAUGCCCGUUGUCUUUGUGAACAUGUCUCCUCUCUUUAUUUAAAAAAUGGCAAAUUACAUGUGCCAGUAAAAAUUUACUUUUUCUUUCAUUUUCUUUUGUUAGUCCUUCUGGGAACGCGACCGCUUUACAGCUCACGUAAGAUGAAUCGGAUAUUUUUUCGCUUAAAAGACGAUAAAAACCUUUUAAAUUGUGCUUGUGAUCUGAUUAAUAGUAACCAAUUCUUCCAAAAUAAAUAGGUUUUUUUGUUUCCAUUCGGUACUUAACAUCAGCGCAAAGUGUAGCACGUCAUUUGAUAUCUACAUAAUCUAAAAUCGUAGAGACAAGUGUGUGCCAUAAUUUAUUAGGCUUAACCAAAGCUAGGUUUAUACAAUUCAAAGUCCCGUAUGCACUGCGGGCGAUUGAAAAUCAGAGAUUCGAUCGCAAAUAACUCGCCACGGCAAUAGGCCAUAAUAUUUUCGGCAACUAUCUCAUUUAUCAUGAAACGCCCAUCUGCGAUUAGUCUAUUUCCGUUUGGCAUGCAUAGAUUGGUCAUUGCAUUUAGGCAGGUCUGUUAAAUUGUGCAUACAAUAAAGGUAAUGAUAAGUAAUUAAAUAAAGCAGUCAUUAACGUACGCGCACAGGAGCAAUCCUUUCAAUCCAAGGAGUUUUUAAAAAGGACAGAUAAACCGUUACCAAAAUGUUAACACCUUUCGCAGUUUCUACAACUUACUUACGCCUAUUCGUACAAAAAGGGCAAUUCUCAACUGGAAAUUUUAAAGACUGAUAUAACAAGUUCAGAAAAAACAGUGUUAUACAAUUGUUUAUUUUCCGUUUAUUUGUAAACGCCUGUUUUAAAGCGACCGCUUAGAUGUUUUGAUAAUCCCACCUGAAUAAGUUUCAUUAAAGCGCAUUAAGUAAAACCUAAACAUGAAUGUUUAAACGAUAUAUUAUUUUUCGAAGAAAUAAAAGGUUAACUUGGAAAAAAUCUGUCCAUUAUAGAAGUAUAGGAACAAAAGAAAAUUGAAUAUGAAUACGUGACACAAAUUCAAUUAGUAAUUGAGGAGUAACCAGGAAAUAUUAAAAUAUUGCCAGUAGGAAGUAUGGCGGAUUCGUGACAAAACCAAAAAUUAACAACACAAAGAAAAGAUAAAUGCUCAUUUGAAUGUUUAAGAUGACACGAAAUUAUUUGGGCUACUUUAUCAAAAGACCUAAAAAAUUAUAAACAAUUAACAAUUCUAAAUCAAAAUUACUGAUUAUUUCAGCAAUUCAAAUGGACAAAAAUACAAUGAAAGGCACAGAGAAAACAGGUAAGUAAAAAUUACAAAAAAUACAAAAUGAAAAAUAAAAAAACAAAUAAAGGACAGAAUAAGAAAGAAGGCAGGAUAAAAAAUACAGCGAUAAAAAUAGAAAAAAGGAAAAAAAAGAAAAAAGAUAACAUUCAAAAACGACAGCAAAAAUAAAUCAUCAGAAAGAAAAAAGCUAAAAAAAAGACAAAGAAAAAAAACGGAAAACGAAACCACAAGCUAGAGAUCGGAGAAAACGGAAUAAUCAAACAUGUAAAUAUCAAACAUUUCCAAAGAGAUGACAAAUGCAGCGCAUAGAAUAUGAAGCAGACAUGUAAAGUACAUGCAAGACGGCGCAAAGUAAACUUGAAACAGCUUAAAGCUGAAGAAGAAAUACGCGCUCGAUCGGGCAGAUAGACUACACACACAUUAAAAUUGCCUGCCGAGAAACAAACAGAAAUAUGCUAAAGUAAACACAACAUUAGGACGUGUGGUUUUAGUGUGGAGUCAUAGCAAUUUAGAAUGCUAGCAGCAAUGCUGACGAAUUGUGACCUGCAUUACUUGCUUUGCAGAAACCGUAACCGAUGUUGAAGGCGAGAUCUCGGAGACGCCCGAUGCACAGGAACCAGGUAAGCAACAGCACUGUCCAUAGCUCGGCAUUCCUAAUUAUGUGGAUGCGCCAGGCUCAGAGCCUAGAUCAUGAAGCAGCCAGAUCUUUAACCUGACUGAUGACGCACCAUUGAACAUCCUCUUCAUGAUUGAGAAUCAGCAAUAGGCUCUGCCUCGGGCAGGAUAUAUGUACUCGAUUUCCAAUAGUCACCAGACAGCUAGAAACAGAGAUUUUGAUCUAUAUCUUGUGGGUGAUGUAUAUGCUAGUGUUGUGUUCACAUUAGGACGCGUGGUUUUAGUGUGGAGUCAUAGGAAUUAAGAAUGCUAGCAGCAAUGCUGACGAAUUGUGACCUGCAUUACUUGCUUUGCAGAAACCGUAACCCAUGUUGAAGGCGAGAUCUCGGAGACGCCCGAUGCACAGGAACCAGGUAAGCAACAGCACUGUCCAUAGCUCGGCAUUCCUAAUUAUGUGGAUGCGCCAGGCUCAGAGCCUAGAUCAUGAAGCAGCCAGACCUUUAACCUGACUGAUGACGCAUCAUUGAACAUCCUCUUCAUGAUUGAGAAUCAGCAAUAGGCUCUGCCUCGGGCAGGUUAUAUGUACUCGUUUUGCAAUAGUGUCCAGACAGCUAGAAACAGAGAUUUCGAUCUAUAUCUUGUGGGUGAUGUAUAUGCUAGUGUUGUGUUCACAUUAGGACGUGUGGUUUUAGUGUGGAGUCAUAGCAAUUUAGAAUGCUAGCAGCAAUGCUGACGAAUUGUGACCUGCAUUACUUGCUUUGCAGAAACCGUAACCGAUGUUGAAGGCGAGAUCUCGGAGACGCCCGAUGCACAGGAACCAGGUAAGCAACAGCACUGUCCAUAGCUCGGCAUUCCUUAUUAAGUGGAUGCGCCAGGCUCAGAGCCUAGAUCAUGAAGCAGCCAGAUCUUUAACCUGACUGAUGACGCAUCAUUGAACAUCCUCUUCAUGAUUGAGAAUCAGCAAUAGGCUCUGCCUCGGGAAGGUUAUAUGUACUCGAUUUGCAAUAGUCACCAGACAGCUAGAAACAGAGAUUUCGAUCUAUAUCUUGUGGGUGAUGUAUAUGCUAGUGUUGUGUUCACAUUAGGACGUGUGGUUUUAAUGUGGAGUCAUAGCAAUUUAGAAUGCUAGCAGCAAUUCUGACGAAUUGUGACCUGCAUUACUUGCUUUGCAGAAACCGUAACCGAUGUUGAAGGCGAGAUCUCGGAGACGCCCGAUGCACAGGAACCAGGUAAGCAACAGCACUGUCCAUAGCUCGGCAUUCCCAGUUAUGUGGAUGCGACAGGCUCAGAGCCUAGAUCAUGAAGCAGCCAGAUCUUUAACCUGACUGAUGACGCAUCAUUGAACAUCCUCUUCAUGAUUGAGAAUCAGCAAUAGGCUCUGCCUCGGGCAGGUUAUAUGUACUCGAUUUGCAAUAGUCACCAGACAGCUAGAAACAGAGAUUUUGAUCUAUAUCUUGUGGGUGAUGUAUAUGCUAGUGUUGUGUUCACAUUAGGACGUGUGUUUUUAGUGUGGAGUCAUAGCAAUUUAGAAUGCUAGCAGCAAUGCUCACGAAUUGUGACCUGCAUUGCUUGCUUUGCAGAAACCGUAACCGAUGUUGAAGGCGAGAUCUCGGAGACGCCCGAUGCACAGGAACCAGGUAAGCAACAGCACUCUCCGUAGCUCGGCAUUCCCAGUUAUGUGGAUGGGCCAGGCUCAGAGCCUAGAUCAUGAAGCAGCCAGACCUUUAACCUGACUGAUGACGCAUCAUUGAACAUCCUCUUCAUGAUUGAGAAUCAGCAAUAGGCUCUGCCUCGGGCAGGUUAUAUGUACUUGAUUUGCAAUAGUCACCAGACAGCUAGAAACAGAGAUUUCGAUCUAUAUCUUGUGGGUGAUGUAUAUGCUAGUGUUGUGUUCACAUUAGGACGUGUGGUUUUAGUGUGGAGUCAUAGCAAUUUAGAAUGCUAGCAGCAAUUCUGACGAAUUGUGACCUGCAUUACUUGCUUUGCAGAAACCGUAACCGAUGUUGAAGGCGAGAUCUCGGAGACGCCCGAUGCACAGGAACCAGGUAAGCAACAGCACUGUCCAUAGCUCGGCAUUCCUUAUUAAGUGGAUGCGCCAGGCUCAGAGCCUAGAUCAUGAAGCAGCCAGAUCUUUAACCUGACUGAUGACGCAUCAUUCAACAUCCCCUUCAUGAUUGAGAAUCAGCAAUAGGCUCUGCCUCGGGCAGGUUAUAUGUACUCGAUUUGCAAUAGUCACCAGACAGCUAGAAACAGAGAUUUCGAUCUAUAUCUUGUGGGUGAUGUAUAUGCUAGUGUUGUGUUCACAUUAGGACGUGUGGUUUUAGUGUGGAGUCAUAGCAAUUUAGAAUGCUAGCAGCAAUGCUGACGAAUCGUGACCUGCAUUGCUUGCUUUGCAGAAACCGUAACCGAUGUUGAAGGCGAGAUCUCGGAGACGCCCGAUGCACAGGAACCAGGUAAGCAACAGCACUGUCCAUAGCUCGGCAUUCCCAGUUAUGUGGAUGCGCCAGGCUCAGAGCCUAGACCAUGAAGCAGCCAGAUCUUUAACCUGACUGAUGACGCACGAUUGAACAUCCUCUUCAUGAUUGAGAAUCAGCAAUAGGCUCUGCCUCGGGCGGGUUAUAUGUACUCGAUUUGCAAUAGUCACCAGACAGCUAGAAACAGAGAUUUUGAUCUAUAUCUUGUGGGUGAUGUAUAUGCUAGUGUUGUGUUCACAUUAGGACGUGUGGUUUUAGUGUGGAGUCAUAGGAAUUAAGAAUGCUAGCAGCAAUGCUCACGAAUUGUGACCUGCAUUACUUGCUUUGCAGAAACCGUAACCGAUGUUGAAGGCGAGAUCUCGGAGACGCCCGAUGCACAGGAACCAGGUAAGCAACAGCACUCUCCAUAGCUCGGCAUUCCCAGUUAUGUGGAUGGGCCAGGCUCAGAGCCUAGAUCAUGAAGCAGCCAGACCUUUAACCUGACUGAUGACGCAUCAUUGAACAUCCUCUUCAUGAUUGAGAAUCAGCAAUAGGCUCUGCCUCGGGCAGGUUAUAUGUACUCGAUUUGCAAUAGUCACCAGACAGCUAGAAACAGAGAUUUCGAUCUAUAUCUUGUGGGUGAUGUAUAUGCUAGUGUUGUGUUCACAUUAGGACGUGUGGUUUUAGUGUGGAGUCAUAGGAAUUAAGAAUGCUAGCAGCAAUGCUGACGAAUUGUGACCUGCAUUACUUGCUUUGCUGAAACCGUAACCGAUGUUGAAGGCGAGAUCUCGGAGACGCCCGAUGCACAGGAACCAGGUAAGCAACAGCACUGUCCAUAGCUCGGCAUUCCUUAUUAUGUGGAUGCGCCAGGCACAGAGCGUAGUUCAUGAAGCAGCCAGAUCUUUAAGCUGACGGAUGACGCACCAUUGAACAUCCUCUUCAUGAUUGAGAAUCAGCAAUAGGCUCUGCCUCGGGCAGGUUAUAUGUACUCGAUUUGCAAUAGUCACAAGACAGCUAGAAACAGAGAUUUCGAUCUAUAUCUUGUGGGUGAUGUAUAUGCUAGUGUUGUGUUCACAUUAGGACGUGUAGUUUUAGUGUGGAGUCAUAGGAAUUAAGAAUGCUAGCAGCAAUGCUGACGAAUUGUGACCUGCAUUACUUGCUUUGCAGAAACCGUAACCGAUGUUGAAGGCGAGAUCUCGGAGACGCCCGAUGCACAGGAACCAGGUAAGCAACAGCACUGUCCAUAGCUCGGCAUUCCUUAUUAAGUGGAUGCGCCAGGCUCAGAGCGUGGUUCAUGAAGCAGCCAGAUCUUUAAGCUGACGGAUGACGCACCAUUGAACAUCCUCUUCAUGAUUGAGAAUCAGCAAGAGGCUCUGCCUCGGGCAGGUUAUAUGUACUCUAUUUGCAAUAGUCACCAGACAGCUAGAAACAGAGAUUUCGAUCUAUAUCUUGUGGGUGAUGUAUAUGCUAGUGUUGUGUUCACAUUAGGACGUGUGGUUUUAGUGUGGAGUCAUAGGAAUUAGGAAUGCUAGCAGCAAUGCUGACGAAUUGUGACCUGCAUUACUUGCUUUGCAGAAACCGUAACCGAUGUUGAAGGCGAGAUCUCGGAGACGCCCGAUGCACAGGAACCAGGUAAGCAACAGCACUGUCCAUAGCUCGGCAUUCCUAAUUAUGUGGAUGCGCCAGGCUCAGAGCGUAGAUCAUGAAGCAGCCAGACCUUUAACCUGACUGAUGACGCAUCAUUGAACAUCCUCUUCAUGAUUGAGAAUCAGCAAUAGACUCUGCCUCGGGCAGGUUAUAUGUGCUCGAUUUCCAAUUGUCACCAGACAGCUAGAAACACAGAGAUUUUGAUCUAUAUCUUGUGGGUGAUGUAUAUGCUAGUGUUGUGUUCACAUUAGGACGUGUGGUUUUAGUGUGGAGUCAUAGCAAUUUAGAAUGCUAGCAGCAAUGCUGACGAAUUGUGACCUGCAUUACUUGCUUUGCAGAAACCGUAACCGAUGUUGAAGGCGAGAUCUCGGAGACGCCCGAUGCACAGGAACCAGGUAAGCAACAGCACUGUCCAUAGCUCGGCAUUCCUUAUUAUGUGGAUGCGCCAGGCUCAGAGCGUAGAUCAUGAAGCAGCCAGACCUUUAACCUGACUGACGACGCAUCAUUGAACAUCCUCUUCAUGAUUGAGAAUCAGCAAUAGGCUCUGCCUCGGGCAGGUUAUAUGUGCUCGAUUUCCAAUUGUCACCAGACAGCUAGAAACACAGAGAUUUAGAUCUAUAUCUUGUGGGUGAUGUAUAUGCUAGUGUUGUGUUCACAUUAGGACGUGUGGUUGUAGUGUGGAGUCAUAGCAAUUUAGAAUGAGAGCAGCAAUGCUGACGAAUUGUGACCUGCAUUACUUGCUUUGCAGAAACCGUAACCGAUGUUGAAGGCGAGAUCUCGGAGACGCCCGAUGCACAGGAACCAGGUAAGCAACAGCACUGUCCAUAGCUCGGCAUUCCUUAUUAUGUGGAUGCGCCAGGCUCAGAGCCUAGAUCAUGAAGCAGCCAGACCUUUAACCUGACUGAUGACGCACCAUUGAACAUCCUCUUCAUGAUUGAGAAUCAGCAAGAGGCUCUGCCUCGGGCAGGUUAUAUGUACUCUAUUUGCAAUAGUCACCAGACAGCUAGAAACAGAGAUUUAGAUCUAUAUCUUGUUCGUGAUGUAUAUGGUAGUGUUGUGUUCACAUUAGGACGUGUGGUUUUAGUGUGGAGUCAUAGCAAUUUAGAAUGCUAGCAGCAAUGCUGACGAAUUGUGACCUGCAUUACUUGCUUUGCAGAAACCGUAACCGAUGUUGAAGGCGAGAUCUCGGAGACGCCCGAUGCACAGGAACCAGGUAAGCAACAGCACUGUCCAUAGCUCGGCAUUCCUUAUUAUGUGGAUGCGCCAGGCUCAGAGCGUAGUUCAUGAAGCAGCCAGAUCUUUAAGCUGACGGAUGACGCACCAUUGAACAUCCUCUUCAUGAUUGAGAAUCAGCAAUAGGCUCUGCCUCGGGCAGGUUAUAUGUACUCGAUUUGCAAUAGUCACCAGAGAGCUAGAAACAGAGAUUUCGAUCUAUAUCUUGUGGGUGAUAUAUAUGCUAGUGUUGUGUUCGCAUUAGGACGUGUGGUUUUAGUGUGGAGUCAUAGCAAUUUAGAAUGCUAGCAGCAAUUCUGACGAAUUGUGACCUGCAUUACUUGCUUUGCAGAAACCGUAACCGAUGUUGAAGGCGAGAUCUCGGAGACGCCCGAUGCACAGGAACCAGGUAACCAACAGCACUGUCCAUAGCUCGGCAUUCCUAAUUAUGUGGAUGCGCCAGGCUCAGAGCGUAGAUCAUGAAGCAGCCAGACCUUUAACCUGACGGAUGACGCACCAUUGAACAUCCUCUUCAUGAUUGAGAAUCAGCAAUAGGCUCUGCCUCGGGCAGGUUAUAUGUGCUCGAUUUCCAAUUGUCACCAGACAACUAGAAACACAGAGAUUUAGAUCUAUAUCUUGUGGGUGAUGUAUAUGCUAGUGUUGUGUUCACAUUAGGACGUGUGGUUGUAGUGUGGAGUCAUAGCAAUUUAGAAUGCUAGCAGCAAUGCUGACGAAUUGUGACCUGCAUUACUUGCUUUGCAGAAACCGUAACCGAUGUUGAAGGCGAGAUCUCGGAGACGCCCGAUGCACAGGAACCAGGUAAGCAACAGCACUGUCCAUAGCUCGGCAUUCCUAAUUAUGUGGAUGCGCCAGGCUCAGAGCGUAGAUCAUGAAGCAGCCCGUUUCUUUUACCAGACGGAAGACUCAUGAUUUAACAUCAUCCUCAUCAUUUAGAAUCAGCCAUAGGCCCUGACUAGGGCACGCUAUAUUUACUGGAUUUGCGAUGUCACCAGACAGCUAGAAACAGAGGUUUAGAUCUAUAUCUUGUGGGUGAUGUAAAUGCUAGGGUUUUGUUCACAUUAGGACGUGUGGUUUUAGUGUGGAUUCAUAGCAAUUUAGAAUGCUAGCAGCAAUGCUGACGAAUUGUGCCCUGCAUUUAUUGCUUUGCAGAAACCGUAACCGAUGUUGAAGGCGAGAUCUCGGAGACGCCCGAUGCACAGGAACCAGGUAAGCAACAGCACUGUCCAUAGCUCGGCAUUCCUAAUUAUGUGGAUGCGCCAGGCUCAGAGCGUAGAUCAUGAAGCAGCCAGACCUUUAACCUGACUGAUGACGCAUCAUUGAACAUCCUCUUCAUCAUUUAGAAUCAGCAAUAGGCUCUGCCUCGGGCACGUUAUAUUUACUCGAUUUGCAAUAGUCACCAGACAGCUAGAAACAGAGAUUUAGAUCUAUAUCUUGUGGGUGAUGUAUAUGGUAGUGUUGUGUUCACAUUAGUACGUGAGGUUUUAGUGUGGAUUCAUAGCAAUUUAGAAUGAUAGCAGCAAUGCUCACGAAUUGUGCCCUGCAUUUAUUGCUUUGCAGAAACCGUAACCGAUGUUGAAGGCGAGAUCUCGGAGACGCCCGAUGCACAGGAACCAGGUAAGCAACAGCACUGUCCAUAGCUCGGCAUUCCUAAUUAUGUGGAUGCGCCAGGCUCAGAGCGUAGAUCAUGAAGCAGCCCCUUUCUUUCACCUGACGGAAGACGCAUCAUUGAACAUCCUCUUCAUCAUUUAGAAUCAGCAAUAGGCUCUGCCUCGGGCACGUUAUAUUUACUCGAUUUGCAAUAGUCACCAGACAGCUAGAAACAGAGAUUUAGAUCUAUAUCUUGUGGGUGAUGUAUAUGCUAGUGUUGUGUUCACAUUAGGACGUGUGGUUUUAGUGUGGAUUCAUAGCAAUUUAGAAUGAUAGGAGCAAUGCUCACGAAUUGUGCCCUGCAUUUAUUGCUUUGCAGAAACCGUAACCGAUGUUGAAGGCGAGAUCUCGGAGACGCCCGAUGCACAGAAACCAGGUAACCGUCAGCCCUCUUCAUUAUUUGGUAAUACUAUUUAUGCAUUUAUGACGUUUUCUAUAUUCUUAAGGCGACAGUUUGGCAGUGAUAUUGAGAUGUUUAGAGGGUUUCUGACUGUUCACAGAUAUUCUUAUGCCAUUCUCUCGCAAUGCCUUUGAUAUUUGUUUGCAGGCGUAGCAUUUUUUUAUUGAAUCAGCCAUGCUCAUGACUGUUUUCCUGUUUUUUUUGCAGAACGCGUAACUGAUGUGGAAGGCGAGUUUUCGGAGACGCCGGAAUUAGAAUCAUCAGGUAAGCAACAGCCCUAUCCUUAGGGCGGCAUUCCUAGCUAUGUACAUGCGCCAAACGCAGAGCAUAUAUCAUGAUGAAUUGUUAACAUUCCACUUCUCAGGUGGAAUCAUGAAUAUGCUCUGCCUCGGGCAAUUUGCGUUUACUCGGAUUGUAGUUUUCUGCUUACAGUGAUAUUUGGGAGGGCAUAGAUUCGCUAGUUGUGUGUUCAAAUUAUUACCUGUGAGUUAAAUGUUCAGGCACGACAUUUUUGUAGCAAACAGCAGUCCUCUUGAUUUGCCCUCUGCUCUUUUUCUUAACAGGCACCCUACCCUGA
Spirometra erinaceieuropaei is the source of this 11704-nucleotide messenger RNA. Lineage: Eukaryota; Metazoa; Platyhelminthes; Cestoda; Diphyllobothriidea; Diphyllobothriidae. The record is from the annotation of a GenBank genome assembly.